Molecule: messenger RNA, 934 nt
Organism: Panicum virgatum (switchgrass)
Lineage: Eukaryota; Viridiplantae; Streptophyta; Magnoliopsida; Poales; Poaceae
Product: 17.5 kDa class II heat shock protein-like
Exons: 1
Coding region: 191-682 (163 amino acids)
Biological process (GO): response to salt stress; protein complex oligomerization; response to heat
Source: RefSeq, a predicted model, not a curated record
CCCCGUCGAAUGUUCCACCACCUUCCGGACUCCACCGCUCGUCGGCUCGCACCACCAAUAUAAACUCAACUCCGCCUGCCUCGUCACUCGACACACCGAGAAUCACAAAAAGCGCAAGAGCAAUCCACAGAUCAAGAAACCAAGAAAGCCCAGAGCGAUUCAGUCGAGAGGAGAGACCCUAGAGAGCGACAUGGAUGCGAUGAUGUUCGGGCUGCAGAUUCCCCGGAUGGCAGCGCUGCAGCACCUGAUGGACAUCCCCGACGGCGACGCCGGCGCGGGCGGCGACAAGGCGGGCGCGGCGGCGAGCGGCCCCACGCGCACCUACGUCCGCGACGCGCGCGCCAUGGCGGCGACCCCGGCCGACGUCAAGGAGCUUCCCGGUGCCUACUCGUUCGUGGUGGACAUGCCGGGGCUGGGCACCGGCGACAUCAAGGUGCAGGUGGAGGACGAGCGGGUGCUGGUGAUCAGCGGCGAGCGGCGCCUGGAGGAGCGCGAGGACGCCAAAUACCUGCGGAUGGAGCGCCGGAUGGGCAAGUUCAUGCGCAAGUUCGUGCUGCCGGACAACGCCAACAUGGACAAGAUCUCCGCCGUGUGCAAGGACGGCGUGCUCACGGUGAACGUGGAGAAGCUGCCGCCGCCGGAGCCAAAGAAGCCCAAGACCAUCGAGGUCAAGGUCGCCUGAACUGUUGAGCGAGGAUCGAUCGAACCUAAUAAAGGGAGUUCAGGGCAGUGCCAGCGAGUUGUGGCGAGGAUGAGAGCAGUGAUGUGGGCAGUAGUGACUAGCUAAUGAGUGUGUUCAUGAACAUUAGCGUGUUCAUGAGUGUUCAGUUCUUUUAUGCCGUGCUCUGUUUGUGGCUUUUGUGCUACGAAACGCAGAAGCUGAGCUGAUGUGAGCUGCUUUCUGAAUAAUUAAAUCCGUAUCUUGUUCGUUUCU